GUUUGAAUAGCCCACUGGAAAGCUUUGCAUGGCCCCUGGUUUCUUCCCUCCCAAAACAAAUAAUAUUUUCAUCAAAGCCCUAACGUGUCUCCCUUUAUAUGCCCUUCUCCAUCAUCUUCAAUAGGGAACCCAGUCCCCACCUCUCUCUUUCCUUUCUCUCUCUCUCUCAAACAUCCAACAGUAACCAAAACAACCUUAAUAAACUAACCCAAAAAUAUCAAUCCACCUUCACUCUCCUCUCUUUCUCUCUCUCUGUCUCCACAACACUAUUAUAGAUUGUUUCAUGGACGUAUUCUGAUUGUCCUCGUCGAUACCCAUCUCUUAAUUCUUCAUUUUAUUGGGUAUCUCGCGAUACCCAUCUCGGAUUUACUGCGGCCCCUUCCCCUCUCUUGCCCCUUCUGGUUCUGAGUUCUCUGUUUUAAUUAAAUGAGGAUCGAAACGAACUUGAUCGAUCGUAAAGGGCAGAAUUUUCGAGAUUUGCCCAAGGAGAAGAAGAGCAACGGCAACAAUAACAACAAAUCGAAGAAAGGCCGGAGGCGUCAAAAGAAACCGACGGAGAGCGUCGUUAAGGAGCUUCUCCGGACGUGCAAGGAAGUGUUUGCCAGAGGUGGUGCCGGGAUUGUUCCUCAUGCCAAGGAUGUUGAACGACUACGGUCGGUUCUUGCUGCUGGUUUGUUGCUUUGGGAGUUGGGUUUGGUGCUUCUCUUCUCUAGUCAUCCUUAUGGGAUGCAACCUGCAGAUGUGGGCUUGAGUCCUGCCAUGCCAUAUUUUAAGACAGUUGAGACUGAAGGUGCUCCUCCAAUAACAUAUCUACACCUCUAUGAAUGCAAUAAAUUUUCGAUUGGGAUAUUCUGCUUGCCACCAUCUGCCGUCAUCCCAUUACAUAAUCAUCCAGGCAUGACUGUUUUCAGUAAGCUACUCUUUGGGACCAUGCACAUCAAAUCGUAUGACUGGGUAACCGAUGUGCCUCAUAGCACAAACCAGAACCCCAACCCUUCAAACUGUCAGCCCACUGGGAUUCGGUUGGCUAAGAUUAAGACUGAUUCAGACUUCACUGCCCCAUGUAAUACCUCCAUACUUUAUCCUGCUGCUGGAGGCAAUAUGCACUGUUUCACAGCAAUAACAUCCUGUGCUGUACUGGACGUGCUGGGUCCCCCAUAUUCUGAUCCAGAAGGCCGACAUUGCACAUACUAUCGUGACUUCCAAUACACCAGCUUUUCAGGUGAUGCAGAGUUGGUACCUGAAGAGGAAAGAGAGGGCUACGCAUGGCUGGAAGAGAGAGAGAAGAAACCAGAUGACUUGAAUGUAGUUGGAGCGAUGUACACAGGCCCAAAAAUUGUGGGAAACUGACUAUAUAAGGAUCUUCCUUCUCCUCAUUACUUGGCUCUACAAAAUUGUCAGACACUGUUCAGUCAGUUCCUCCUCUUGGAGGAGUUUCAUGGUCUCUUGGAAGUCAAGGGGCUCUCUUUCUCUCUACAGCAUGUGUACAUAAACAAAAGAAGAAAAAAAGAAAAAAAACAUGGAACGCAUCGGAUAUUUCUUCUUGUUCAUCUUCUCAUUACUCUACAUGGGUCAUUUUCUUUCAUUUACUUCUGAUGGGUCACCGAACGGCGAGUUUCACAGUUGUGGGGAAGCGGGAUAUCUUGUACCAGAAACAAUUUUAAGCCAUUUUCAAAGGAAAAUGAAAUGUGAUCAGUAAUAGAAUGAAAGAAAAUGAUGAUUUGAUUUAUGUUCAUUGAA
Messenger RNA from Nelumbo nucifera (sacred lotus), 1740 nucleotides. RefSeq names its product 2-aminoethanethiol dioxygenase, putative (DUF1637). Lineage: Eukaryota; Viridiplantae; Streptophyta; Magnoliopsida; Proteales; Nelumbonaceae. Gene Ontology annotation, molecular function: oxidoreductase activity, acting on single donors with incorporation of molecular oxygen, incorporation of two atoms of oxygen. The record is from RefSeq and is a predicted model, not a curated record.